GAUGAAAGUGAUUCAAAAUCCAACUUAAUAUUUCUUUGAAUAAUCUAAUAAUCCAUCUAAUGAAUAUCUAGAUAAGAUUAAUACUUUCAUUGGAAAAUUAAUAAAUCAAAAAUCAUGUUUAUUAUGCAAAUAAGACUAUAACAUCAAAGAUAGAUUACCUAGAAUACUCAUUCAUUGUGGACAUACUAUUUGCACAUAAUGUCUAAGCAAUUUCUAUAAGUUUAUUUUAUAAUAUUAAUGAGUCUUAGAAACAGAAGAGUUCGAUGUCCACUUUGUUUGAAAUUAGUAAAACAUCUUGAUUCAAUUGAUAGAUUACCUGUAUCAAUCUUAUAUUAAAUUUAGAUAAAUCACACUAUAUUUUCCAAAAUGGCUGAAGAGAUAAAUAAAAAGAGCAGAUUUCAUGGAGGUACUGAUGUGAUAGAUCCAUAAUAAUAUUUAUUCACAUAAUUUCAAUAAUCUGCAAUCUAAGCAUAGAAAAUAAGACAACAACAAUAAAAUCAAUAUCCUUAGAUUGAUCCUGAUUCAGGACUUGAAUAUUGUGAAUUUCAUAAUGAUAGAGUAAAACAUUUCUUUUGUAUGAAACAUAAAGUUACCUGUUGUAGAGCAUGUUCUGAAAUGAUUCAUUAAAAUAAAGUAAUCAUUAUUAUAAUCUUUAAGGAUUGUAUUGUUGUUGAUCUUUAUGAAAUUGAGGAUGUUCCAGCAUUUUUAAAUGAAGCUUAUAAAUUAAAUCAAGAAAACAAUAGUUAAAAUCAAAAUAUUUAAUUUUUACAAGGUAUUCUUUUCUUUUAAUUAGAUGAUGAUAAUAAUUUUAAUGAUGAUGAUUUAGAAGGUGAGUUUGCUCAAAAUGAAAGUCUAUAAAGCUUAUGAUA
Messenger RNA from Paramecium pentaurelia, 869 nucleotides. The record is from the annotation of a GenBank genome assembly. Lineage: Eukaryota; Ciliophora; Oligohymenophorea; Peniculida; Parameciidae.